This is a messenger RNA of Mesocestoides corti, 1122 nucleotides long. The record is from the annotation of a GenBank genome assembly. NCBI's taxonomy places the organism in Eukaryota, Metazoa, Platyhelminthes, Cestoda, Cyclophyllidea, Mesocestoididae.
AUGGAACCUCCAUUUUUUUGCAAUAAUUUCAACCGUGGACAAUUCUUUGCACUCUCACUUGUGUUUAUGUUCAGUGCACUUCUCGCUCUACGUCUUGAUAAGUUUAUUUUUUGGCCUUAUUGGGUGGUUUUCUUUCCACUUUGGCUCUGGCAGUCCGUCAUGUUUGGUGGUUUUCUUUUCGAGAUUUUCGCAUUUUGCCGAAGUCCUCGAUACUACAUUGAAACACAGUCACAAUUUAAACAGACAUUCUUUGAUGCAUUUUUUCACAUAAACCUUCUCUUCUUUGAAGUUUUGGCCUGCAAUCGGUUGGAGAAUGCCCACCACAGCUGGUUAUCUGUCUACUUGCCUUUGUUAAUUUUAAGUAUCGCUUCUCUAUUCGUCAGCUUUUGGGCAAUCAAAAAUGACAUUAAUUGUGAUCUAUAUUUCAUUGUAUCCGCAAAUGCGAUUUUCUUUCUUUUCUCUGCUCUGAGAUCGGACCGCAUUAUUAAAUGGAGCUGGAAAACUGUGUUUUUGCCUAAUUGGAUCGCUCUGGCCUUUUUCUUCCUUCUGGAUUUUGUAGAAAUUGUAGCAUUUUUAUCUCGCCUUACUUGUGUAAAUAGGUUUCCGAACUAUAGACAGCAGUCGUUUUACAUCAGUUUUGGAUAUGCAGUAUCUCUUUUAUUGAUCGCAACUUCCGGCGUUUUAUUGGCCCUCGAACUCGACAAUGACCUGCGGCUUCCUUAUGUAAUUAUUGCUUCUCCUCUUAUGUCAGCCUUAACUGUCUUCAUGAGUUUGUGCUUUUCAACACGACCUCACUUUCAGUGGCGUCGGUCCCUCCACUUUUUUUACCGCCAUGCUGUGGAAACAUGUCAUCCACUUCAGCAAUAUGGGAAUAUUUCUUACAAACUGAGCAGCCUCCACCAACCUCAGACUUUUGAUCGGUAUGUCUUAUGUAUGUUUAUUUUUAUGUUUAUUUUUGCCUUAUUUUCACUGGCAUACUUGAACGAACAUAAUGGAGUCCAACAAAUCACCUCGAGUCAGCUUUGUCACAUUUGCUCACUGCAUUUGCACGGAAUUUCUCGUUUUAACAUUGUCACUGUCGGGCCACUCCCUUUUUAUAUCAUGGAUCAUAAGCAGACUUAG